AUGUCAGUAAACUCAACCAAGGUUUUUGAAGAUAAUUCUUUUUUGCCAGUUGUUUAUGAAGCCAACUUUACCGAAUACCUUAGCACCACUUUAAAUACCAAACCUGGUUUUCGUGACGCUGAAGUGUUUCAACGUGACCCACGAAAUGACGGUGGAGACCCUGAAGUUAAGAAUCCUGAUCGAGUUCACAAAUAUAUUACAGUGCUUUUUGAAAUAGACAAUAAAGAGAGUAUUGAUCGUUAUUUAAACGAAGAGGAAAAAGAGAAAAGUUCCAGUGAAUUAAGGCUUUCUAGAUAUCGUGCUGAAAUUGCUGACCAGAGCAAAGCACUUGAAGAAGAUCGACAACGUAUAAAUUCUUUACGUGAAAAUAUUCGAUUACGUCGUGUUGCUUUAGAAGAUGCGAGAAGUCGUUAUCAAACAGGAAAUGAAUAUUUGGAGGAAAGCCACAAGCUAUUGGAACGAGCUCGGUUUGUUUUGUUAGCCUUACGAUUGGGUUUUGAAAUUUUUUUUUUAUUUGCAGAUGGUCGUAUUGAAUAG
Messenger RNA from Racocetra fulgida, 537 nucleotides. The record is from the annotation of a GenBank genome assembly. Lineage: Eukaryota; Fungi; Glomeromycota; Glomeromycetes; Diversisporales; Gigasporaceae.